Molecule: messenger RNA, 602 nt
Organism: Caenorhabditis sp. 36 PRJEB53466
Lineage: Eukaryota; Metazoa; Nematoda; Chromadorea; Rhabditida; Rhabditidae
Source: the annotation of a GenBank genome assembly
AUGGCCGUAUCACUCGAUGAACAGAAUGUCCACUCGGAAAUCGCCACUGCCGUUGCCGGUCCGUACAGCGAAACCGAGCUCAAGUCUGCUGCCAACUCGACCCUCAGAUCGAGAAGCGUCGCCACGACCCGCACCGCGAGAAGUAGUUGAAGAAGUUGAGGAGAAGUAAUGCCAGCGGAUUACAGGCUCGGCGAGUGCUCCGGCUGCUGCUGCUGCUCAGGGACCGAGCUACGACAAGAUGAUCUCUGCGUUCGCUACUGUCGCCUUCUCGUACCUUUUGCUUGGAAUCUCGCUCUACGUCGAAGCCACCGUCAGCCUUUUCCACGUCGGCUACUUCUCGUACAGAAACCCUGCCGUUUCGAAGGUACUCACGUCCGCUCACUUCCCAUUCGAAUCGAACAUUUCAGGAUCUCAUCAAGACGGCCUUCCAUCUUCUGAAGACCUCGUACGACAACAAGUUGCUGACCAUCUCGGAGAUCUACGAGACGACCAACCACAGCAUCAUCAAGCCAAUGGCACGCCAGAACAAGCAACACUUUUUGGAGGAAAAUCAGCGUACUGCUCAGUUGCAGACGAUGAAGAUCUCUUCCGCCACUCGCUAA